AGAGACGAGAGAGGAGAGGAGCGAUGGCUGAGCUCAGAUGGAUUAAAGCCUCUUGGUUUCUGGUUCUGGUGCUUCAGUUUACAGCAGCAGCAACAGGACAAGAUGACCACUUCUUCACUGUCAGAGAUGGAGAUGAAGUCUCUUUGCCUUGUAGAAGUGUGAUAGAUGAUCAUAAGAACUGUAACUCUACUGUUUGGAUCUUCAUAAAUACCAGAACAGAUAUUCUGUUUACAGAAGGGCAGAUUGAUGUUGAAGCCAAAGAUAAAUCAGACAGACUGAGUGUUUCAGAGAAUUGUUCUCUGGUUAUAAAGAAGGUCACCGAUGAAGAUGCUGGUCGUUAUAGAUGCAGAUAUCUCAGCUUAAGAGGAAGAUAUUCUUCUCUGGUUGAUCUGUCUGUUGUGACCAUGACUGAACACAAGGACUCUGAGGAGGUGACGCUGAUCUGCUCUGUGUCCACACAUCUGAGAUGUCAACACAGAGUGAAGUGGCUGAUUCAAGGUCCAGAUAUCAUAAACACGACAACAUCCCAGUCUCCUUGCUCGGACAAUUUGUCCUUUUCAGCUUCUCAUUUCCUUCCGAUGAUUUCCGAGUUGCUCCAGUGUGAAGUGACUGACGGUUACACUGGAGAGGUGGAGGUGUUUCCCUUCAGCCCGCCUCCGUCCUCAGGUGAAGAUCCAACAACAACAACAACAACAACAGUUUGGUCCGUCCUGGACUGCUGCAUGCUGGUUCUCCGCUUGGCUGAACUCCUGCUGGUGACUGUGGUUGUUGUUCUCCUCGUCAGAGCUGGGGGGAACCGGAGACCACGUGAUCCCAACACCGUGCCCGGUGAUGGAGGUGGCCAUGAAGGCGCCGUGAACUAUGAAAACGUGGGCGGUCCGUGUACGUAAUGUUAUUUCGUUUUUUCGUUUCAUUCCAAAUACGGAAUACGGAAAUCACGUGGUUUUUUCGUUUUCCGUUUGAAAACCAAAAACGGAAAAACGGAAUACCACCUCCGUAUUUCGUUUCUGCUGUCUGAAACCAAAAACGACAGAACGGAAGUGCUUAAAAUGAAGUCAAAAUAAAAGCCAGUGAUACAUAUUCGUAUUAACCUUAGAAGAAUAUUAAUGAAUCAAUAUAAAGAAUAAAUAAUUAAACGGAGAUAUUUUAACGAUGCAAACACACAGCAGGGUAACGUUAGAAGAAUAUUAAUUAGUCAAUAUAAAGAAUAAAGAAUUAAACCUGGAUAUGUUAGCGACAGUGGUGACGACGGGAAGUUUAAUAUUCAUGUACACAGCAAGAAUCACCUUCUCACUUAAUUGUUGCAUUGUUUGAUGCAACACAGUUCCUAAUAUAGAUUCAUCAAAGUCAUGUUUCUGUGCAGAGACUAUAUUUCCACCGCAGAGUAAACUGUUCACCUUUAUACCGCUAGAUGGCAGUAUACCUGUUCUUGAUACAUAUGUAUUUAAUGCCGUUUAUUUCCUCUGAUAUUUAUGUUCAUGGUUAAUUUCCAGCAUAGUUGUAUACAUCAUGUAUUUACUUGUUUUAUUUGGGUCAUUUUGGAACUAAACAUUCCCACAUGGAAGAGUGAGGAUAUGAUGACCACGAGGCAAUACAUAUUGACAAUUGAAAAAUAAAGAGACAGUUGAGUUUUUCUUAUAAAGCAGCCUUCAGUUAGCACCCAGUCACAGCACCACCUGUGCUUCACCUGUAACCUUCAUUACUACAUCAUCAUUACAUCAACGGUUAAUGGGGACACGUUUUUUGUUUUGUUUUUUGUUUUAUGUUUAUAUGCAUGUGUGUGUAUGUAUAGUGUGUGUGUUUAUAUGUAUAUAUGUGUGUGUAUAUGUAUGUAUAUGUAUACGUAUGUAUGUGUAUAUAUAUAUAUAUGUAUAUAUAUGAUUCUUUGAAAUAAGUUUUUUCGAGAAAUCAUAGGUUAGGGCACUUAUAAGCUCGUUAGCUUCAGCCUCGACCCUUUCGGUCAGCCACUUUCUUCUUUUGUUGAAUUAUGAUUGUUGUAUAUUUUGCUGAUCGAAAUAAACUAAAUCAUCAUAAACAUGUAA
Messenger RNA from Pseudoliparis swirei, 2042 nucleotides. RefSeq lists its product as uncharacterized. Gene Ontology annotation, biological process: T cell activation; positive regulation of ERK1 and ERK2 cascade; interleukin-15-mediated signaling pathway. The transcript is spliced from 7 exons. Gene Ontology annotation, cellular component: external side of plasma membrane; membrane raft. The coding region runs from base 24 to 890 and encodes 288 amino acids. The record is from RefSeq and is a predicted model, not a curated record. NCBI's taxonomy places the organism in Eukaryota, Metazoa, Chordata, Actinopteri, Perciformes, Liparidae. Gene Ontology annotation, molecular function: MHC class II protein binding; protein tyrosine kinase binding.